Messenger RNA from Eutrema salsugineum, 1155 nucleotides. RefSeq lists its product as uncharacterized. Bases 141 to 815 code for a protein of 224 amino acids. The record is from RefSeq and is a predicted model, not a curated record. The transcript has 4 exons. Lineage: Eukaryota; Viridiplantae; Streptophyta; Magnoliopsida; Brassicales; Brassicaceae.
UUUCUGCAAGAAACCCAUUUCUCUCUCUCAUACUCUCUCGCUUUCUAAAACCCUUUCUCUCUCUAAAACCCCUUUUUUCUAUUUCUACAAAAGCUUUGGGGCUGACUCAGAAAAGUCUAGUGUUUUACUGCAUUCCGAAAAUGGCGAUUGAAGAUCACGAGAACCCAAAUCGAGAAAUCAAGCCUAAAAACAGAAGAAUCAUGGGAGCUGGUGGACCGGAGGAAGAAGAGAACCGGUGGCCUAUAUGGCUGAAACCUUUACUGAAAGAACACUUCUUUGUUCAAUGCAACUCUCAUGGACACUCACCGAAAAGCGAAUGCAAUAUGUAUUGCUUAGACUGCACUAAUGGCUCCCUUUGCUCUCUCUGUCUGGCUCACCACAAGGAUCAUCGCACGAUUCAGAUAAGGAGAUCAUCUUAUCAUGAUGUAAUAAGGGUCAAUGAGAUUCAGAAGUAUUUAGAUAUCUCCAGCAUUCAGACGUAUGUGAUCAACAGUGCAAAGGUUGUGUUUUUGAAUGAGAGGCCUCAGCCUAAGCCCGGUAAAGGGGUUACUAAUACCUGCGUGGUCUGUUAUCGUGGCCUUGUCGAUGAUUGCUUCAGCUUCUGCUCUCUUGGCUGCAAGGUAGCAGGAACUUCUAGAAGCUUUGAGAAGAGAGUGAAGGAUACAGCUAUGGAAUCAGAGAAUUCAAGCCACAGUUCAGGGGUAGAGGAUAAUAUCCCUCAGAGUUUAAGCCCAUCAACGCCUCAACUUCCUACUUCUAGUUCUAUGCGAAAAACACGAAGAAAGGGACUCCCUUACCGAUCUCCACUGCACUGAGAUUAGAUCGCAAAGAAGAAGAAGUCUGUGAGUGAUACAUUUCAAGGUUCCUGAUGAUAUACAGACAUCCUCAAAAGAAGCGUAUAUAGCUCAAUACAAGACACACAAAAGGUUUUAACUUUCUCUUACAGCAAAGAAGUGCCUUAGGUUUUAUGCUAUGAAGUAGUCAAAUAAGUAGUAAGUGUAUAUAUAUGAUAUCGUCGUUUAUACUUUUAAUGUGAUGAAAAUGAGGCUAGACAGUGAGUGAUAGUAUUUUCCUACAAGUAGUUGGUUUUUGACUAAGUCUUUUGGGUGUAAAUUUGGUUUUGAUAGACUAUAAUAACAAUAACAUAUUAUUUAU